GAGCAUUAUUCUGAACCCAGCUUAUUUCCGGAACCACCUGCGCCAAGCUACUGUGUUUAGGUGUUUGGAGAGAUACUCUGAAGCUGCAAGGAGCGCCAUGAUUGCUGACUAUAUGUACUGGCUGACAGGAGGCACCGAGCAGCAUAUAAGCAAGCUCAUCAAACGGUAUUGGCAGGCUAUGAUUGAAGAAGCCAUCACUAGAGAAGAAUCUUUUUCCGUUAUGUACACGCCACUUGUGACAGAAGUCAAGACUGGCAAAAUAAACAAGCUAAAGAAUGUGUUUGCUAAAAAGCACCCUGAUUACGUGGAGUACAUAUAUACAGAUCCCCAUGGACAUCACAUCUUGCCCCAGGGGGCGGAGUGGCCAUCCCUACCUCCCCAGCAGUACACACUGACUCUGGGCUUCAGAAGCAAACAUAUUGGAAAAACCUUGGAAAGGUGGUCAAGGAGAAAACUACCCAUCUUUUCAGACCGGAAAGCACCUUUCAGCCCUGUCACGGAUGAAGAAACAACAAGAUACUGGGAAAACACUGGGAAAAGGAUUGUGCCAGUAAUGGAUUUUAUAAGAAGCACCAAAUUAACUGACGAUCUCUGUGCGUGCUCACGUGGGAUAGAGAAGUUGCACUACGCCAGCUUCCUCGGCCGUCUGCAGAGAGUCGAGGAACAGUCCCAAGUGAUUAAUCAAGCGAUAGCUGAGCUAGCGACUGUUCCCUACCUGCAGGACAUCAGUGAGCAGGAUGCCAAACUGCUGCAGUCGCUAAUGGCAGAUGCCAUGGACACCCUUGAAGGAAGAAGCAGUGGGGAAGGACGUGUGUGGAAUAAAAUUCAGCAGAUCGGACUAAUUGAAGACUACUUAUACCAAGCAGAAGACAAUUACCUCAGACACAAAAGGCAGAGAAUAGCUAGGGCGGAAAGAAUGAAAAUGAAGAGGACUCAGUAUACACAGCAAUAUUAGAGACUAGGAAAUACAAAACUGUCCCUUACCAGCCCUGAAGACAUGGCCACACAGCGAACAGGAAAAUUAACACUGCAGAUAUUUGAUAGAUAG
This is a messenger RNA of Pterocles gutturalis (yellow-throated sandgrouse), 1048 nucleotides long. RefSeq names its product spermatogenesis associated 16 (gene SPATA16). The annotation marks the transcript as partial. Gene Ontology annotation, cellular component: Golgi apparatus. The record is from RefSeq and is a predicted model, not a curated record. The transcript has 8 exons. Gene Ontology annotation, biological process: spermatogenesis. NCBI's taxonomy places the organism in Eukaryota, Metazoa, Chordata, Aves, Pterocliformes, Pteroclidae.